UCUGAGUCUCUAGCGGGCGACUAACCUCCACCGGAGUAAACAGAUUGAGGUCUUAACAAACAAAACCUCCACUACCGGAGUAAAUCCGGUACAAAAUAGUGAGUUGGCUCCUCGACUAAAGUCACCAACUCCCUACCUUCAAUCAAGGAUGCUCUAUCAACCUAGGCAGAUAUUCUCAUUCUAGGUUAAAGCAGAAACAACAGGAAUUUGAUCAGGAUUCAUGCCAUUCAAUCAAUCAAACCUCAAUUGAAUAUAAUCAAAUCAUAGAAUCAGUACUUGGGUUCAUACAAUCAAACCUAACAUACAAAUCUAGGGUUCUCCAUACCCGGAUGAAUGGGAGAACUACUCCAUGGAGAAAGAAGCAAAAGCAGAAUCAGACGCGGAAUUCAUACUGUGAAGGAUGGAUUCCUGCUUCUGGACGUUGAUCGGCACUUCUCCAAGCUCAAACUGGCCUCCAAUGGUGAUGAAGAUCAAGCUAGGGCACUUGGAGACUCUUGUUCGUCGCUUUCUCUCUCUAGGAAUCGCUCUGUCUCUCUAAAACUCGAAUCCACUUCUGUUUUGGCUGAAAUCUGCUUAAAAGGGCAUCAGUGGCCAAAGCACGGUCGAGGGCACGGCCGUGCUUUGCCUCAGCCCGCCCGUGCUUUGGCUAGGGUUAAUUACACGGCCAUUGUGUUGGUGCAAACACGGCCGUGCUUUUAGGAGGACACGACCGUGCUUUGGGUGGACACGGCCGUGCUUUCAGCCCGUGUUUGCAGCUUGAAUUUGCCAAACUCAAUUAGCUCUCGGCAGUAAAAGCACGGCCACAGAACACGACCGUGUUCUGUUUUAGGUGUGCCCGUGUUUUGGCUCCAGCUCGACGAAAUGACUUCCGAAUGCCCCGAAACUCGUGCUUAGCCUUUCCUUUGACGCAUGGGACCUGAAAUAUGACAAAAUAGCACAACCCGGCGUAAAAUAGGCAAAAAACACACGACUAUGCCCCUCAAACGGAUACGAACUAGGGGCGCAAAUAUGUGCAAUUACAUCGCUAUCAAACUCCCCCACACUUAACCGUUUGCUUGUCCCCAAGCAAACCUAACUCAAACCAAUGCAACUCUCCAGACCUCUAUAGCAACAAACAACCCAGAUCGUAGGUAGAGGACUUCCUAGAUCAUUUAGCAACUUACGAGGUCAACCAACGCACAAGUCAUCUCAUAGCCUUCGGCGAGAGCACUAGUAUCGAGUCGGCAUCAUGGCGAAUAGUGAACAGAGGACAAAUGAAUUGUGGAUGAAGAGAUUCUCAAAAACAAAGGAUCAUGGACUCA
Molecule: messenger RNA, 1301 nt
Organism: Linum trigynum
Lineage: Eukaryota; Viridiplantae; Streptophyta; Magnoliopsida; Malpighiales; Linaceae
Source: the annotation of a GenBank genome assembly